This is a messenger RNA of Ogataea polymorpha, 2258 nucleotides long. RefSeq lists its product as uncharacterized. Bases 374 to 1498 code for a protein of 374 amino acids. Gene Ontology annotation, cellular component: cytoplasm; ubiquitin ligase complex. NCBI's taxonomy places the organism in Eukaryota, Fungi, Ascomycota, Pichiomycetes, Pichiales, Pichiaceae. The transcript has a single exon. Gene Ontology annotation, molecular function: protein binding. The record is from RefSeq and is a predicted model, not a curated record.
CGACAAGUACAUCGCGCAGGGCGUCAACGUAAGUGUUUUGGUGCGCGGCCACUAACUCCAGGUGAAUCAAUUGGACGAGUGGGACUACUCCCCGCUGAUCCUCGCCUCUAUCUGUGGCCACGAAAAAGUGGUAAGACUGCUGCUGGAAAAGGGCGCCAUUGUCAACAGAGACACGUUCGAGGGCUCGCGGGCCAUCUACGGCGCGCUCACAGACGCUAUCCGCAGCCUGCUGCUUUCGUAUGACAUCACCAAGGCCGUCGACGUGACACAGCCGUUUGCCUCCCACAUCUCUGCUCUGCUGCAAAGACCGCCCAUUGCCACCGCAGACGUGCGCAUUGGCGAGUUCCGACUGCACCGGUUCUUGCUUACGGUGAUGUCGAGGUACUUUUCGCAGCCAAACGUGGACUUUGGCGGCACCAGCGCCCAGGUUCUUCGGUUCCUGUUUGAGUACAUAUAUCUGGUGCCGUCGCUGGAUCUGAAGGGCGUCGAUGUGGACGAGCUGCGUCGCGUUGCGGACCAGACAGACCUCACAUACAUGCGGGUGGCUGUGGACAUGAUUCUGGCGCAGACAUCGGCCGCAGACAUCAACAAAACCAAAAACACAGUGCAGCACACCAUGUACGAGACGGCGCGGCAGAAGCUGAAAAUUCUGGUCGAGGGAAUCGUCUCCAACAAGAUUGUCAAGGACACAGAGCUCACGGCAGCCGAGAAACGUGCGCUGGUGGCCCCCUGGCACGCAGACCUUAUUUUCCGCGCGCAAGCCGGGUCCAGGACCCUACAUUAUGCCGUGCACAGAGCUAUUUUUUCCAGGGCAGAGUACUACCUCACGCUGUUUGCGUCUGGGUUCCACGAUACCGCUGUUUUUGGCGAGCUCGAGAAGGACGGCGUCGUCGACCUGGAGCGUCUGCAUGCCGAGGCAGACGCGAUCCCGGUGAUUUCGCUGCCGUCGUCGGACAUGAUGGAGAUCUCCGAAGAAACGGUGGAAAUUCUGCUGAAACAUUUAUAUUUUGACGAGGCGAACGUGCCUCCACAGUUUGCAAUGGAGACGCUCGUGAUUGCAGAUGCGCUGUUCAUCGACCGGCUCAAGACGAUUGCCGCAAUCAGUCUGUCGUCGAUCGAGGACUUCUCGACGGUGUCGUUCUCUGUCUACGACGUGCUGCGCGCGGCGUGGGAGUUCAAAGUGCACCGCCUGGAAGACCGCGUGGCCUACUUAAUAGCACAGGACCUGGAAGCUUUCUGUGCGGACCCGCAGUUCUGCGACAUCAUCCUGGAAUCGUCGCGACGGAUUAGCGAGCGGCAGGAGUUCGACACGAUCGAGCUGGUCGACGAUAUUCGGUUCUAUCUGGCGAAAAAACAUGCCAUCGACCAGGACGGCGGGACGCUGAACCCGACGAUGGCGCGCGUCGAGAGCGACGAGUACCUGGAGCGCGUACGGCAGUACGAGCAGGACAUUAGGGCGGUGGACAGCAUAUUAGAGGAGCUGGGGCUGAACGCAUAGUUACUAAAUACAUUUAUUAGUCUAGUUCUUUCUGGUGGUUCUGCGCUUGGUCUUGAGAUGGGUCUCUGGCAGCCACGACUCGUCGACCUUAGCAGGAGCCGUCUUGGACGGUUUGGUAGCAGGCAGUUUCUGUUUUCUGGCAUCCUUCUUGACCGUGCCAAAGUAGCGGGCGCCAAAGAGCGUGUACAGGAAGUACACAAUGCCUCCGACAGAGGCGGCCAGAAUGACCUCCAAAACUAGCAACUUGGGGUUGAAUAUGGAGAUAUUAGGGUCGUCGACCUGGAUGAGCUGAUUUCUCGAACCAAGCAUCAUGAUUUGCUCCUUGAACACAACAUAGAUAGACGGAACAACCAGGUACGAGUCUGGGUUUAGGUCAAUGCCGAUCUUCUGAGAGAACGACACAACCUCUUGGCUGCCCACCGACAGUGGCCCAAUGUUGGUUGCGGUGAUGUUGUACAGCGUGUCUCCGGUGACAGGCGAGAUCAACUUGCCCCCCACACCCAAAAUUGUGCAGUCGUCCUCCUCUCCAUUGUAGAACUGGUAGUCGAUCGUGAUGGUCUCUCCAUUUUCCACGCCGAUGAGCUCGGUAGGCGAGGUUUGCUUGUCCUUGAUAAGAUACUCAACUCUCAAAUCGAAGGGUUUUUCUUCGGUGGGCUUGAAGUCGCCCUUGGCAAUCUCCGGCUUUGCGGCAGGCUCUGCGGCGGCUCCUGAGACGGCAACGGCCAGGGACACGAGUAAUGACAGCAACUUCAUAAUUUGA